AUGUUAGGUCCAGAUUUCCAAAAAUAUUCAAAUCAAUCAAAUUAUCAUUUUGAUAGUUUUCCAUAUGAAAAUUCAUACGAAGAGGAAGAAUAUCAAGAUAAAUAUAAAGAAAUUGUGUUUAGAGAUAAAUGGGGACCAAAAUAUGCAAUUCAACAACAACAACAACAACAAGUUUAUGCACCAAAUAAAAGAAAUGUUUCAAAAAAGAUUGGGUCACCAUUAUCAUCACCAACAUUAUAUUCAUCAUCGUCAUCAUCAUCAUCAUCAUCAUCAAAUUGUAAAAAUAAUAAUAAUCAAAAUAUUAAUCAUUAUCAACAUAAAAAGAAAGAUUCAAAAAAGUUAAAAGAAAUUAUAAAGAAUUUAUUAUUACCAAAUAAAUUUAAUCCAAUGAAAAGAAUUACAUUUAUUAGUAUUUUACCAAUUGAAAUUACAAUGAAGAUCAUAUCAUAUUUACCAUUUCAAGAUGUUUUAUCAAUUCAAUAUGUUUGUUCCGAAUGGUUUUUAAUUACAUGUGAAGAGAUUUUAUGGAAAUCAAUUUAUCAAAAUUAUUUCCAGGUUUAUCCAAAUCGUGAAUUAUUAUUAAAGAAAUCCGAGAAAUCAUGUCAAUUACAUUGGAGAGAAAUUUUCAAACAACAACAUGAAAGAGAAUCAAGAUGGAAAGGUGAUAGAUUUAAAGAGGCCCAUUUGAUUGGUCACACUGGUACUGUCUGGGCAUUGCAUUUAGAUGAUGAAAGAGUUUACACUGGUUCAUUCGAUAAAACCGCUAAAGUUUGGGAUACGAAAACCAAGAAAUGUCGUUUCACUUUGGCCGGUCACUAUUAUCCAAUUCAAUGUUUGGAUGUAAACAAUAACAUUAUGGCAACUGGUAGUUUAGAUAAUUCAAUUAGAAUUUGGGAUUUGGAGAAAGGUAAAUCAAAAGGUAUACUUACAACUCGUGCUCAUAAUUUCGAUGUUUUCUGUUUACAACAAAUUGGUGACCAAAUUAUUUCCGGAAGUUCCGAUUCAACUGUUAAAGUUUGGAAUAUUGCAGAGAUAAUUAAUGAUAGCAUUGAAAUCCCCGAUACUGAAGAGGAGGAAGAGGAAGCACUUCAAGAUAAUGUUAUGAAUGAUCCAUUCGCUGUAAAUAAUUCAUUCACAAGUUUACCAGAUAUUAAUGAACCCGAUCAUGUUCAUACCAAUAUUGUAUCGGUAAAUGAUAAGACUUCAACACGUUAUAGAAACCAUAAUCUCUCAUCGACUCAUACAUUCAAGCAUCAAUCAUGUGUAACAUGUCUUCAAGUUUAUGGUAAUAUUUUAAUGAGUGGCGGUAGUGAUCGUGUUGUUAGAGUUUGGGAUUUAAAUACAUCUCAACCUAUCCAAAUACUCUCUGGUCAUAAUGAAGGUAUUAGAGCUUUACAAUUCAAUGGAAAUGUUUUAGUAACUGGUUCUGAUGAUACAACUGUUAGAGUUUGGGAUCUUCGUUCAAAGAAUUCAAAUAUUUCAACACUUCGUGGUCAUAAUGGUUCAGUACGUUGCCUUCAAUGGGAUGGCACUACCUUAAUCACUGGUUCAAAUGAUCAAUCAGUACGUUGGUGGAAUUUAAAUUAUGAUUCUGAUCAAAGUAAAGAAUUAUUCUCUUUCAAUAGUUCAAUUAGUUGUUUACAAUUUACAAAUUCAAUUUUAAUGUGUGGUUUAUCAGAUUCAAAAGUUCAAAUUAAUAAAUUUUAUUAG
Messenger RNA from Dictyostelium discoideum AX4, 1710 nucleotides. Its product is annotated as WD40 repeat-containing protein. Lineage: Eukaryota; Evosea; Eumycetozoa; Dictyosteliales; Dictyosteliaceae. Bases 1 to 1710 code for a protein of 569 amino acids. The record is from RefSeq and is a predicted model, not a curated record. Gene Ontology annotation, molecular function: carbohydrate binding. The transcript has a single exon.